CGUCAGAGGAUGUUUGGUGCGCAGGCGCUGCGUGAGCUAGGCUGGCUGCCUAUUGAUGGGAAAACAAGGGGCUGUGGGAGGACAGAUACGGGUGGCUGUGGGCAAACAGAUGAGGGAAGGGAUACAAAGCCAUCUUUCCUGCCCUCACUUUGCAUUAUUGCCUCAAUUCAGUGUGAACUGAAUGUAGUUACUCUUCAUCGGUCGGUUUUACAACAAAGGGAGGCUAAGACGCCGCCUCUUCUUGCCUCAGAAGGUCCUGCCAACAAACAGGAGCAUCACGUCCACUGCAGCAGGCCACAGAGACUGACCUAACAGGACACCAUGGAAGCCCCUCUCGUGUGUUUGGAUGAGGAGUUCGAGGACCUCCGUCCUUGCCGUGUGGAUGAGCUUGACCACCCAGCACUCAAUCACUCCUCUUACAACACCACCACUACUACCGUCCCCUUGGCUUCCAUCACCCGCGAGGAUUUCUCUGAGCUGGAGAACUUCUCUGAGAUGAUGAGUUUCAAGUCUAUGGAGGACCUGGUCAACGAGUUUGACGAGAAACUCAACGUCUGCUUCCACAAUUACAACACCAAGACCGAGGGCCUGGCACCGAUACGCAAUCAGUCACACAACCAGGAGGAUGAGGAGCAGCUGCAGGAUGACGAUGUGUGGGAUGCCCUAACUGACAACUACAUAGCCUGGGACGGUCCACCCUCAGAGGGACUCAACGGCAAUCUUUCUGACCAAGAGAUCCACGAAAAAGAGGAAGAAGAAAUGAACGAAAAGAAUGACAAUGCCAACUGCCUGAACGAAGAACCUCUCAUCACAGCUGAUCAGGUCAUUGAGGAGAUAGCAGAGAUGAUGGAGAACUCUCCAGAUCCUGGUGAAACUGAGGAAGAGGAUGACGACGAGAGCAGUCAUUGCGCCUCCAGGGCUCACCCUUCCCUGCUGGAGGAGAUCAGACAGCUUUCUCAGGCCUCCAACAACAACUGCUCUUAUGAAGGCCUCAGUCUCAUGCCCAGUUCUGCACUGGUUGAGUUGCUGCACCGCGUGGAAGCAACAAUUCGCGAGUACUCUGAGGAACUGGUAAGCCAGCUGGCGCGGCGUGACGAGCUGGAGUUCGAAAAAGAGGUGAAGAACACUUUCAUCACAGCCCUGAUGGAGGUGCAGAACAGGCAGAAGGAGCAGCGCGACAGCAGCAAACGCCGACGCCGUGACAAAGCCCUGAGCCUGCAAGGAGGAGGGAGCGCGGCAUCUGUCAACGCGGGGAAUACAGGCACCCCUGGCCGCACGGAGAAGACAGGGAGCAUGCCUGCCAAGCGCUUCAGUAUGGAAGGACUGUCCAACAUCCUGCAAACGGGCAUCAGACAGACAUUUGGAAGCACAGGGAAUGAGAAACAGUACCUGAACACAGUAAUUCCCUAUGAGAAGAAAGGCAGCCCACCGUCCGUUGACGAUCUGCAAAUGCUCACAAAAAUUCUUUAUGCCAUCAAAGAGGACAGCGAGAAGGUGCCUACGCUGCUAACUGACUACAUAUUAAAAGUGUUGUGUCCUACCUAAAGCAUUUCCCAGCUGGGGGCCAGAGUGUGACAGGAAAUUCUUUCUUCGCGCCGCUGGCCCAAGCUGCAUGAUCUCUCUACUCUCGGGCCAUUAUCAGCCAUGGAUCCUCACCAUCAACAUAAUCACAUUCACCUCAACUAUGACGACUGCCUCUUGCUGAGCUCACCCUCUCCCUUCUUGCACUUAAUUAUGCUUUAGCCAGCCAUUUGAAAUAUUCCAAGUGGGACAACCUUAACCCCCUUUUAAAGGACUUCACUGAUGGAGCAUGACACGCUAGAAAUCACCAGUACUAAAGUGGUGAUACUGCAUUUCAUUCCUCCGUUUUCUUCAGUAUCUAUUUACAUUGCAUUCACAAAUGACCACGUCCCUUUACUGAUUUAAUUAAACCAGAAUGAAUUUGAAUACAGAAGCCAUGCACUGAUUUCUGCCAACAUCGGACUGUAGCUGCGUGAAACGAGGGGAAACACAACUAUUCAGGUGCAGUACAACAUACGGCUAUUUUUAUUUCUUGUUCUUUAUUUCACUCUGUGAAUAUGCGGUAUUUUGUAAUCUCUCUUUAUUUGUAUCAAACAUUUGAUAGGAACUAUGUUGUAGAUUUUUCUACUUUCAUUUAACGUAUCGUCGGCGUGAUCAGUGACACGAACAUGUUCCACACUUAACGGUUGGACAAAUAAGUAUUUGAUCCCCUGCUGAUUUUACUUUACAAAGAUAUGAAGUGUCCAGAACUUUUAUCGUAGAUAUUUUGUAUCAGAGAGGGACAGAAUGUAAUUUUUAUACACUCUCUGAUACAAUAAAGCUACCAUCAAAAUUCUUCCAAAAAAAAACCCUUACAAAAUCACCGGAUCAAAUACUUAUCUUCCCCGCUGUGUUCUUGGAUAGCAUCCUUUGAUGAGACCAACUUUUUCCAGGGAAGCUGUACACAUUUGCAUAUGAUCAUAUUUAUGACUCGUUUGUUGAGAUGUCUAUGUGAAUCUUACAUUGCUUAAUCGCCAAUUCUAAUAAACAUGCUACCCUAA
This is a messenger RNA of Dunckerocampus dactyliophorus (ringed pipefish), 2561 nucleotides long. RefSeq names its product fasciculation and elongation protein zeta 1 (zygin I) (gene fez1). Bases 322 to 1545 code for a protein of 407 amino acids. NCBI's taxonomy places the organism in Eukaryota, Metazoa, Chordata, Actinopteri, Syngnathiformes, Syngnathidae. The transcript is spliced from 10 exons. Gene Ontology annotation, cellular component: cytoplasm; axon. The record is from RefSeq and is a predicted model, not a curated record.